This is a messenger RNA of Nyctereutes procyonoides (raccoon dog), 2945 nucleotides long. RefSeq names its product coiled-coil domain containing 62 (gene CCDC62). NCBI's taxonomy places the organism in Eukaryota, Metazoa, Chordata, Mammalia, Carnivora, Canidae. The coding region runs from base 888 to 2912 and encodes 674 amino acids. The transcript is spliced from 14 exons. The record is from RefSeq and is a predicted model, not a curated record.
GCGGGCUUGGCGUCCCCGUCGGUGCGUCCGAGUGAGUGCGAGCGGACGGCGAGCCUCCCGGCCCGGGGGCACUCUGGCCCCACUCUGGCGGGUGGCCUUUAAGGAACGGUUUCUGCCUAAAAUGUAAAACGACACACGGCACGAAGAGGAGAAGCGGAGGGUCGCCUGUGUUCCCUUAGUAAGAACGACAUUCGGCCCAGACGAGUGGCGAGUAACUAGGUGCUCACUUAACGACACCUGGGCGUUUGGAGAGCUGCUUUUCCGUGCGCCACCUCGCUGCCUUCACAGUAACCCGAGGGUGGAGGAGCACUCUUGAGUUCUACCGAAAAGUGUUGAAAGCGAGCUUUGCACUCACCAGUACGGUCAGAUGAGCUUUUCUCUUUGCAUGCUCUAGGUUUAUGGCCUGUUUUUCUGUACCAGAAUUUGUGCGCCUUGCCAGCACGCUCAUGAGCGCAUCACCAGCCACUUGGCGCUCAGCAGUUAUUUGUUCAGUGAAUCAAUAAAUGAACGAAUGGUUUACCAAGACUAGAAAUCUUUUCUUUUUUUUUUUUUUUUUAAAGAUUUUAUUUAUUUAUGAAAGAAAGGCAAAGACAUAGGCAGGGGGAGAAGCAGGCUCCUUGCGGAGAGCCCGAUGCGGAACUGGAUCCCAGGACCCUGGGAUCACUACCUGAGCCAAAGGCAGACACUCAGCCACUGAGCCACCCAGGCGUCCUCAAAGACUAGAAUUUAAAUCUUGUGAUUUGGGAUCACUUGAUGCAAAUUCUGUUUUCUGGGUUUAGUUACUAAACAUCGGGUCAGAAGUUGAGUGUUCUACUAUCGAGAAACAACGGAAAGAGCUGCAGCUGCUCAUUGGAGAAUUAAAAGAUCGUGAUAAAGAGCUCAAUGAUAUGGUCGCAGUACAUCAGAGACAACUUCUUUCAUGGGAAGAGGAUCGGCAGAAAGUGUUGACUUUGGAAGAACGUUGCAGCAAAUUAGAGGGUGAACUACAUAAAAGAACUGAAAUAAUCAAGUCACUCACAAAGAAGGUAAAAACCCUUGAAUCUAAUCAAAUUGAAUGCCAAGCGGCUCUUCAGAAGACUCAGCUACAGCUUCAGGAAAUGGCUCAAAAAGCAACCCAUUCCUCUCUCCUCUCUGAAGACCUUGAGGCUAGAAAUGAAAAUCUCAGCAACACAUUAGUGGAACUUUCUGCUCAGGUAGGACAAUUACAAGCUCGAGAACAGGCUCUCACUACGAUGAUAAAGCUAAAGGACAAAGAUAUUAUCGAGGCCGUCAAUCACAUUGCAGACUGCUCAGGAAAAUUUAAAUUAUUAGAGCAUGCCUUGCAUGACGCAAAGAUGGUGGAGACUUGUAUUGUGAAAGAAAAGCAAGAUUAUAAGCAGAAAUUGAAGACACUUAAAAUUGAAGUUAAUAAAUUGAAAGAGGAUCUAAAUGAAAAGACAACAGAAAAUAAUGAACAACGAGAAGAGAUCAUUCGCCUCAAGCAAGAGAAAAGUUGCCUGCAUGAUGAGUUGGUUUUUACUGCAGAGAGAGAAAAAAGGAAAGAUGAGUUACUUGAUAUUGCAAAGUCAAAGCAAGAACGUACAAAUGCAGAACUGCAUAAUCUCAGACAGAUUUAUGUAAAACAACAGAGUGAUCUGCAGUUUCUUAAUUUUAAUGUGGAAAAUUCUCAGGAAUUAAUACAGAUCUAUGACUCAAAGAUGGAGGAAUCAAAGGUUCUGGAGUCCAGCAGAGACAUGUGUUUGUCAGACCUUGAGAAUCACCGCCCAAAAGUCGAUAUUAAGAGGGAGAAAAAUCAGAAGUCAUUGAUGAAACAUCCAAAAUUUGAGACCAUGUUGGCUCAGCAAAAUCAGCCAGACAGGGGCUCUUGUGAGGUGUGCAAAGAGAAGAAACAACAGGGUAAUACCUCAUUUGGGGAAAAAAAUGUAAUUGCUAUCUCAUCUGUAUUUACAAAAGACUUACUGGAGAAGCAAAAGUCUUGGUCUCUGGGAGGAAAAAUGCCAGUCGAACCUGAAAACAAAAGAACAUUGUGCAAGAUCCAUGCAAAGUCACCAAAAGGUAAUGGGAUCGGGAUUCAGAAUGAAGAGAAACAACUCUCCGAAACAUCAACAUCAUUAUCUGAUGAGAAACAGUGGCAUGAUGUCAAUGUGUACCUGGGCCUGGCCAACUGUUCUGGUUCAAAACAACCGGAAAGGCUGGAUGUUGAAUGUCAAGAUGACAUAGAAAGAUCUGGAGUCUCCUGUUGCCAUAAAAAUGAAACCUGUCUGGGAGAGAGUGACAUGUAUGAAUCCAAGUGCUGCCACCCAAGUAACUUCAUCAUUGAAGCUCCGGGCCACAUGUCUGACAUGGAGUGGAUGAGCAUUUUCAAGCCUUCUAAAGUACAAAGAAUUGUUCGCCACAAAUCUGUGUGUACUUGUUCAGAAAGUGCCGGUGGAAGGAAAUACAACUCCUCCACGAGUGAGCUAAUUGCCAUCCAGCAUUCCCACUGUUUGGGGUCUUCAAAAUCUGUCACAAGAGAGGAUGAGAAAUUAAUAGAGACAGAGCCCUCUUCUGAUGCAAAGAACUCAUCUAAGAUUUUGUUAUUCAACAAAGAGACACCAUUGUCCAGUGAGAAGGAUGACUUUUCGCCCACAAGCAAGCUUCAGCGUUUGCUGGCAGAGUCUCGCCAGAUGGUGACAGACCUGGAGCUGAGUACUCUGCUCCCCAUCAGUUCUGAGAGUCUCAGGAGCAGUGCCAGAAAUAAGCCAAUUUCUCAUCUUCGGAAGGCAGGAAGCGGACAUCAAUACCUAAUACCUAACCUUGAAAACAAGAAGGGGAUUGUAAUCCUUUGCAUGGCUGGUUUGUGCAGAGGAAGUCUGAAAAAGGUUCGUGGCUACCUGUCAGCUUGCCCAGUGAAGAGAGAAGGAGAACACUGAUGAGAUGCUAAUAAGUAGGAAAAUUUCAGGGAA